Messenger RNA from Anas platyrhynchos (mallard), 5964 nucleotides. Lineage: Eukaryota; Metazoa; Chordata; Aves; Anseriformes; Anatidae. The record is from RefSeq and is a predicted model, not a curated record.
UUAAUGCAUGCCAGGAUCCCCUUGGCCUUCUUGGCCAUAAGGGCACACUGCUGGCUCACGGUCAACCUGUUGUCCACCAGGAUCCCCAGGUCCUUCUCUGCAGAGCUCCUCUCCAGCAGGUCGUCUCCCCGGCCCCUACUGAUCCAUGCGGUUGUUCCUUUCCAGGUGCAGGACUCUACACUUGCUCUUGGUAAACUUCAUUUGGUUUCUUCCUGCCCAGCUCUCCAGGCUGUCCAGGUCUUGCUGAAUGGCAGCACAGCCUUCUGGUGUGUCAGCUACUCCUCCCGGCUUUGUAUUGUUGGCGUACUUGCUGAGGGUGGACAUUAUUCCCUCAUCAAGGUCGUCAAUGAAGAUGUUGAACAAGACCGGACCCAGCACUGACUCCUGGGGAACACCGCUUCACACAGGCCUCCAGCUGGACUCUGCGCCACCAAUCAUCACCCUCUGAGUUCGGCCAGUCAGCCAGUUCUCAACCCACCUUACUGUCCACUCCUCUAUCCCACACUUUUGCAGCUUUGCUAGCAGGAUGUCAUGGGAGACAGUAUCAAAAGCUGUGCUAAAGUCAAGGUAGAUGACAUCCACUGCUCUCCCCCCACCUACUCAGCUGGUGAUGCCAUCAUAGAAGGCAACGAGGUUGGUCGAGGACAACUUCCCCUUGGUGAAUCCAUGCUGACUACUCGUCAUAACCUUCCUUCUCUUACAGUUGCUUGGAGAUGGCAUCCAGAACAUGCUGUUCCAACACCUUUCCAGGGACAGAGCUGCUGCCACCAUGAUGUGCAAGGCAGGGCUGAUCACCCCAGAGCCCUCCGACCCCAUGCAGUACUAUGGCGAAUCAUCUGAUACCUACUACCACAUGGACCGCUGGCAGAGGCUGCGCACAGCUGUCAGGAAGCUGGAGUUCUGGGAAAACUUCAACACUGAACUUAUAGGUAGUGGCUUCUUCUCCGAGGUCUACAAGGUGACCCAGGCUGCUGCUUGUAAAGUGAUGGUGGUGAAGAUCUACAAGAACAACGUGGACCAAGAGGUGAUUGUACGUGAGAUCAGCCUGCUGCAGAAGCUGUCCCACCCUAACGUUGUCAGGUACCUUGGGAUAUGUGUGAAGGAUGACAAGCUGUACCCCAUUCUGGAGUACGUGAAUGGGGGCUGCCUGGAAGACCUUCUGGCCAGCAAAGACAUCACUUUGACGUGGAAGGAGAAAGUGGACUUAGCUUCUGACAUUACCAGAGGCAUGGUCUAUCUGCACUGCAAGAACAUCUACCAUCGAGAUCUCAACUCCAAGAACUGCCUCAUUCGAGUGACACCACGGGGCCGUGAGGCACUGGUGACUGACUUUGGGCUGGCCAGAGAGGUGGUGGAGCUGCCUGUGAAGGAUGUGGAGAGGAAGCUUUCUCUGGUGGGCUCUGCUUUCUGGAUGGCUCCUGAGAUGCUGCGGGGAGAGCCCUAUGACCAGAAGGUAGAUGUGUUUUCCUUUGGUAUUGUCCUUUGUGAAAUCCUGGGCAGGAUACCAGCUGAUCCCGAAGUGCUUCCCAGGACUCAGGAUUAUGGCUUGGAUGUUGCUGCCUUCCAAGGGAUGAUCAGUGAAUGCCCCAGGCAGGUGAUGGACCUUGCUGCUAGCUGCUGUCGGGUGGAAGCGUUUAAGAGGCCAUCUUUCUCCGAAAUCCUGGAUGAGUUGGAGGAUGUUGCAGAGAGCCUGGAGCCUAGGAGGGAAAAUCAGCGUUUGGGCUGAGCUGUGGGCCUCCUGUGAGGCCUGGUGGAGUAUUGCAUGAACUGUAAAUCAACUGUCUUGGAGGGUCAGGAGUGAAGAAGGAAGGUGGGAAAGAGAACAGCCAAGUGACGUGCUGGUAUUUAAUUAUAGUCUCUGUCUCUAAUUUCUGGGUUGGAAAAAGUGGUUAAAAAUGGAGAAGGGAUUUAACAAGGGUAUAUAUUUCUUAGGUAGGUUUUUAACAGAUAUAAUUCAGACUCAAGCAGCCUUUGUUCGUUUGCUUGUUAAAAGCACAUGAUCCUGGAGGGACAGGUCAGGGACCUGAACUCCCUUGCAGAUGCUUUCCAAAUACCCAACAGAAAUGUAGUUCUCUCCUGCCUCCAUGUGCCCCCUGGACUCAGGGUCUUCCCCUUCCAUACCCCCUCUGGCCUUGGGGAAUAUCCUCUAAGGAGGCUGUGGUCCUUAUGGUGUGAAGGAAUGGGGCUUCGGCACACUCAGUGAGCCUCAGGGUUGCCUUAUAUUCCAAAGCCUUACAACACCCUUCUGGUAGCCUUGCAAGGACAGGUACAUUCUAAAUCUCUGACUAGGUUCCUUGACAUUGUACGCAGGACUCAUCAGUAUCAGGCAAAGUUUUGGAGUGCUGGGACUAUCCACAGGGUGCUGAACUGCACCAGGCUGAGGCAAUGGGCAGGGUGUGCCUUCUCAAGAUAUGAAUUAACCGAUUAAUAUCUCCUAUCAUAAAAGCUUUGUCAGGCACAUGCCAUGUCAGAGUUGUCCCAGUAUUGUACCAGUAUGGAUUUCUCCCCACUGUCCUCAGUCUGGGUUCAGAGAUGGGAGUCUGUGUUCGGGAGUCUGUCUCCCCACCUCUCAUCCUGCUGCAAAUACAUGGCGACAAGCACAGUGCCAAGAGCUUGUGAGGCCAAAGCAGGGGGAAUUGGGUCUGGCAUUAUGCAGUAUGUCACCUAUUCCUCUGCCUGGUUGAGCAUCCCAUUGCCUCUCCAGCGGCUAGACACCCUUGUGGUUCUAACCUAGGUUCUAACCUAGACUCCCAGGGCUCAUGCAGCCAUUAAAGGAUUUUCUUCUGAUACUUUCUUCUGUGUUUUCUUCAGUGGGCUGGAGGACGAUUUCUAGGUCUGUAGAUCCAAAAGAGAGAUGGAAAGAAUGAUGUCAAGAAAUGGUCUGGCACUGCAAAUUAAGAGAAAGAGUUGAGCAGACAAGUUCGUGUCUCUAGAUCAUCUGAUGGCUGCACCAUCAUCAUGAAAGACAGGUUCUACUCAGACCAAAAUUUUUGUGAAUGUAAAUAGGCAUAUUGCCUGUAUAGUGGUGGAGCAGUGGCUCUCUUCUUGUAGACUGUAAUCUCUUGGAGCAAGGAUCCUUCGUUUGUCCAUGAAAAAGUAAUUGUAUAGUGUAUAACCCAAUGGAGCUUUCAGCCUUGUGGGAGGAAUGAUGUGCUCUCACAUAGUGCUAUAGACCUACAUGUGGGUCUUAUCUCAAGCUCUUGAAGUAGAAUUUGGUGUCACAUAUGGCCCAACAUCUCUGUGUUGUGGUGCUUGUACAAGGGAGUGUCAGUAGUGUGCCAGGACAGAGAUGUUGUGGAGGAGUGGUGCAUUUUCCGUAGGGAUUUCCUUAUGAUCAGGACCUGACAUAAAAUGCACUGAAUGGCACCAGAAUUAUUGUCUCAACCACACCUCCAGAGAACUUCUCAUUCCCCAGAGCUGCCAUCAUGCUGUUGACAUCUGUGCAGAAGAAACCUCCUGCUCAACAGUAAAACUACUCAUCAGAAAUCUUCCUCCCAGCUUCAUACUGCCAGCAGCAAGGAGCAAAGCCUUGAGAAGUAGAAUGGAAUGGAAUCCAGGGAUGGAAUCAAUCAUCUUCCAAAACUAUGGAAUCCCGUGGGUCUCAUCACGAGGGGGUUAUUCAAAACAGUAUGUGUUUCUCUCCAUAAGGUCUAGGCUAUUCCUGGAGGUGGUUCAGUAAAUAUACCCCUCAAGACCUAAGAUAGCCCCUGAUACAAUGACCCUUCCAAUUUAAGGAUAAGCUUGUUUUCUAGCACACCCAUCUCCACAUAGCCAAUAGAAUCCUUUUUGUAGCUUGCAAAUUUGCAUGAGAGACUUGAGGCUGUGAGAUCCUGAGUUUGUAUCCUUUUUAUCAGCACAUAUUAUGACACCUACACCAUAAUCUCUAAUUUUAGUAAGAUUAGAAGUUCCUACAUAUUCUGCCAUAAUACAGUUGUCAAGUUCCUGGGCUUAAAUAACUAAGUGGACCUGUACCUAUGCAUGGGGUUUUAUCAUUUAAGCAUCUGGUGUAUGUUAAUAUUUUUGCAUGGGAUUAGUUUAUAUCUCCACCCUAGAUGUUCAUGAUCAUCCUUGCCAAAUCAAUAUGUUCCCUUUCUUGGGUGCGCAAAGGUCAAUGUCCAAUUCAUAAUUCUAGGUUGCCUCUAGGCAGCACUGGGGACUCCCAACAGUCAGAAAGGUUGAAACUAUCACUCACUGCCUGGGUGAGAUUCACAUAGGUAUUGUGCAUCCACUGUUCAGUUUUCUUGACCAAUGAUACCAUUAAUACUGUGAGAAAUGUAACCUUCCAGGUCAUACCUGAGUAACCUUCCAUGGGGUCUUGGGUGCCUUUUUCAUUUUGAUGUGAUGGAUCCGGGCAUUCUGCUGCUUGAUUCUGAUCCCUGUGACCUGGAAGAGUCCUUCCCAUUGAGGUUCCAAGGUCUUCUCUGCAAGAGACUAUACAAACACAUAAUCGCCAGGUCGUCUAUUGUGCACUGGUCCAUCUAACCCUCUGCCCGGAGUCCCACUCACAUGCUUUCCAAUUUCAUUAAGCUGUUUACCUAAGACCACCAUAUAGGAGGUUGUGAUUUCAUCCCCUACUUGUAUGGAUAUUCCUCUUUGUAUUCCAUAGGGUCAUCCAUUUAAGAUUUCAAAGGAGCUUAGCCCUUCCUUUGCCCUUGAUAUAUGCAAAAGGGCUAAAGGAAGAGACUGAGGCCAGACCAAACUUGCUUCUUGUCCCAGUUUCACAAUUUGCUGUUUGAUUUGUGUGUACUUCGGUAACACUAGUAUGAAGGGAGUUCUUUUGGUUUUAUUUAUCUGCUUGGAGGUAAGAAACCUACAAGUAUUACAGAUCCAUUGGAAUGUUAUUUUCUGCACAGAGGACAGCAUGAGCUGCAAUAAGCACCAAUACUUUUGAGCUGGCCAUAAAUGAGGGUGAUGCCAGAGAAUGCCAAAAACGCCAUUUUCAUUGGAAUUAGUUGUUUUAUCAGUGCUGGUGACUAAAGAUGGCAUGGAUGUAGGUGCUGUUCUGCCAUUGCUCACACAGUUAUAUUGUGUCCCAACAGUCAGAAAGGUUGAAACUAUCACUCACUGCAGGUCAAACCACCAGCAUUGUUCCCAGUUGCUUGGGCAUAAUGUGACAAUUAGUGUGAACCAUGAACCAUUGCCAGUGGGCCAUCAGGAAGUGCAGAUUGUUGUGAAGAGAGAAGGAGGCUGGUGGUCUGGACAGCUGGGCUGAGUCAUGGCAAUCUCAGAUAAGGGAACAAGCCUGCUCUAUCUUCUAGUAUAGGUAUGGCUGAUGAAACAAACUCUACAUGGCAUUUUAAGAGCAGUCACAAGGGUGGACUCAGAGAUGUGUUUCUACUAGGCUUGCCAUGUGUCGUACGGUUGGGACAUCCAGCCACAUGCUGAGUCUUAGGUGACCAAAGGAUAUCAGGCCUUUGCUAGAGGGACCUUUGGUUCCUGCUGCAAGGGCAAGUGGAACUGAGACUUAAGGUUCUGGAACUGAGUCUUAAGGUUCUGCGUGGAUGACAAAAGCUGAUAUUUGGAGGUUGCAGAGAACAGAGGUGGUCUGAGAAUUUGGUGCAUCUAGUUGACCAAGAGUUUCUCAUCACUGGUCAGAACUAGAGGGAAAAACAAGCACAGGAAACCAGCCUCAAUGCCCUCCAGCUGUGAUCCCCUUGCUUGGACUGGAGGGCCUGGCUUCUCCACACCAAUCUGACAAAGUCCAGGUAAUUAGUUGAAUUUCAUAUCUCUUUGUCCAGGCAACUGAAGCAACACCAAUGGUAGGUGGAGAGUCUCGAAGGCUUGACUUGAUCAGGACCUGAUCAGGAGCUGCCUCCUCUGCCUCUUGGCCAUUUGCUCUGCUGAUGCUGGCAACAUGGACCAGACAAUGCUGCACCCUAUGGGCCAUGCAUUUCCAUGUCCCUCAUUGUGUCUGUUUUUCAAUGCUAUUUGGAAAUAAAGAAAGAUUAGAGGUUCUUUACCACA